Molecule: messenger RNA, 2958 nt
Organism: Caenorhabditis elegans
Lineage: Eukaryota; Metazoa; Nematoda; Chromadorea; Rhabditida; Rhabditidae
Gene: gop-1
Product: Protein CLEC16A homolog
Exons: 16
Coding region: 33-2711 (892 amino acids)
Source: RefSeq, marked reviewed
AAUGCACCAAUAAACCUGGAACAAAAUCGAUAAUGUUCCGCAAGCUUGGUUCUUCUGGGUCACUAUGGAAGCCGAAAAAUCCGCAUUCUUUGGAAUACCUCAAAUAUUUACAAGGAGUGCUCACAAAAAAUGAGAAAGUUACGGAAAACAAUAAGAAAAUAUUAGUAGAAGCAUUACGAGCUAUCGCAGAAAUUCUCAUUUGGGGCGAUCAGAAUGAUGCUUCGGUUUUUGAUUUCUUCCUUGAGCGGCAAAUGCUUCUUUAUUUCUUGAAAAUUAUGGAACAAGGAAACACACCACUAAAUGUACAAUUACUGCAGACUUUGAACAUUUUAUUCGAAAAUAUUCGACAUGAAACUUCACUUUAUUUCCUUCUAAGUAACAAUCAUGUAAACUCGAUUAUUUCCCACAAAUUCGAUUUACAAAAUGAUGAGAUCAUGGCUUACUACAUUAGUUUUCUGAAAACUCUUUCAUUUAAACUGAAUCCAGCUACAAUCCACUUCUUCUUCAAUGAAACGACUGAAGAAUUUCCAUUGUUGGUAGAAGUUUUGAAGCUUUAUAAUUGGAAUGAAUCAAUGGUUCGAAUUGCUGUUAGAAAUAUUCUUUUAAAUAUUGUGAGAGUUCAAGAUGAUUCAAUGAUUAUUUUCGCUAUCAAGCAUACAAAAGAAUAUCUAUCGGAGUUAAUAGAUUCUCUAGUUGGUCUCUCACUUGAAAUGGACACAUUUGUACGAUCUGCUGAGAAUGUGUUAGCUAAUCGAGAGAGAUUACGAGGAAAAGUGGAUGAUUUAAUUGAUUUGAUUCAUUAUAUUGGUGAACUAUUGGAUGUGGAAGCUGUCGCCGAAAGUUUAUCAAUUUUAGUAACAACACGAUACUUAAGCCCUCUAUUACUUUCAAGUAUAUCACCAAGAAGAGAUAAUCAUUCACUUCUACUCACUCCGAUUUCUGCGUUAUUUUUUUUCUCUGAAUUUUUAUUGAUAGUUCGUCACCAUGAAACAAUAUAUACAUUUUUAUCAUCUUUCCUAUUUGACACUCAGAAUACUUUGACGACCCAUUGGAUACGUCAUAAUGAGAAAUAUUGCUUAGAACCGAUUACAUUAUCAUCACCAACCGGAGAAUAUGUGAAUGAAGACCACGUAUUUUUCGAUUUUCUACUGGAAGCAUUUGAUUCCAGUCAAGCAGACGAUUCGAAGGCAUUCUAUGGAUUAAUGCUGAUUUAUUCAAUGUUUCAGAAUAAUGCCGAUGUUGGAGAACUUCUAUCUGCUGCCAACUUCCCAGUGCUCAAAGAAUCAACGACAACUUCAUUAGCUCAACAGAAUCUUGCUCGUCUCCGAAUAGCAUCUACGUCUUCCAUAUCAAAGCGAACGAGAGCUAUCACUGAAAUUGGAGUAGAAGCGACCGAGGAAGAUGAGAUUUUUCAUGAUGUUCCUGAAGAACAAACGUUGGAAGAUCUGGUGGAUGAUGUAUUGGUUGAUACUGAAAAUUCAGCAAUAAGUGAUCCAGAACCUAAAAACGUGGAGUCAGAAUCUCGUUCUCGAUUUCAAUCUGCUGUUGAUGAGCUUCCACCUCCGUCGACUUCUGGAUGUGAUGGUCGACUUUUUGAUGCACUUUCAUCGAUUAUCAAAGCAGUUGGAACAGAUGACAAUCGAAUUCGACCAAUUACAUUGGAACUUGCAUGUCUUGUAAUUCGGCAAAUUUUAAUGACUGUUGAUGAUGAAAAAGUACAUACCAGUUUAACGAAAUUAUGCUUCGAAGUUCGUCUAAAACUUUUAUCAUCAAUUGGACAAUAUGUUAAUGGAGAGAAUCUGUUUUUGGAGUGGUUUGAGGAUGAAUAUGCAGAAUUUGAAGUGAAUCACGUGAAUUUCGAUAUAAUCGGUCACGAAAUGCUUCUUCCUCCAGCUGCAACUCCUCUUUCGAAUCUGCUACUUCAUAAGCGAUUGCCCAGUGGAUUUGAAGAACGAAUAAGAACUCAAAUCGUAUUCUACCUACAUAUUCGAAAAUUGGAACGAGAUUUGACCGGUGAAGGAGACACAGAAUUACCUGUGAGAGUGUUGAAUUCUGAUCAGGAACCAGUUGCCAUCGGUGAUUGUAUUAAUUUACAUAAUUCGGAUCUUCUAUCCUGCACUGUGGUUCCUCAACAACUAUGUUCUCUUGGAAAACCUGGUGAUCGUCUUGCUCGAUUCCUUGUCACUGAUAGACUUCAAUUAAUUCUUGUCGAACCGGAUUCUCGAAAAGCCGGAUGGGCAAUUGUUCGAUUCGUAGGACUUCUUCAAGAUACAACAAUUAAUGGAGAUUCUACGGAUUCGAAAGUUUUGCAUGUUGUGGUGGAAGGGCAACCCUCGAGAAUUAAGAAAAGACAUCCGGUUUUAACUGCAAAGUUCAUAUUCGAUGAUCACAUUCGGUGUAUGGCAGCAAAGCAACGGCUCACCAAGGGUCGCCAAACAGCACGUGGUCUGAAACUUCAGGCGAUAUGUUCAGCUCUUGGAGUUCCACGUAUCGAUCCAGCGACAAUGACGUCAUCACCACGAAUGAAUCCAUUCAGAAUUGUGAAAGGAUGCGCACCGGGAAGUGUACGAAAAACUGUUUCCACAUCAUCAUCGUCAAGCCAAGGACGUCCCGGACAUUAUUCUGCAAAUCUUAGAUCAGCAUCUAGAAAUGCAGGAAUGAUACCAGAUGAUCCAACUCAACCGAGUAGUUCUUCGGAAAGAAGAUCCUAGGGAUCAAUAUCUCUUCAGUUUCAUCAUUUUAUGCUGUAAAUUGUAUUUAAGUAUUCCUAUUCUUUGUAGUACUGUAUUUACACAUCGUCUAGUUAAAAUCACAAAUCUCCGAAAAAACAAACCAGUGAACAUGUGAUAUUUCUCUUGCCCAUAGUUCUCUUUUUUUUUUGAAACAAAAACAAUUACUUUUAUGCUCACCUAUUCGAGCCAUAUUUUUUUCCCAAUUACCGGUUGUUUAUUUUAAUUU